This is a messenger RNA of Endocarpon pusillum Z07020, 1002 nucleotides long. RefSeq lists its product as uncharacterized. The transcript has a single exon. The record is from RefSeq and is a predicted model, not a curated record. Lineage: Eukaryota; Fungi; Ascomycota; Eurotiomycetes; Verrucariales; Verrucariaceae. The coding region runs from base 1 to 1002 and encodes 333 amino acids.
AUGCCCUUCCACGACCUCGCUCCAGAAAUCAUACUCACAAUCCUUCGAAAUUGCAGCUCCAUCACCGAUCUUGUGAAUCUCUUCCGGUCCUGUCGGAGGAUCCAUAGCAUGCUGUCCACAUCUCAAAAGACGUUGAUACUGUACAAAGUCGCCGAGAUCGAGUUUGGUCCUCUGCACGAUGCUUUUCAGCUCCUCACACUCAACAACAGUCAGCCUGCACAUUCAAUCCGAGAUCCGCCUCGUUCCCAUUCUCUGUUGCGGCAAAUCAUCGCGGUCGGACGUGUCGCGAAGAAAUGGGAAGAUAUAUAUCCUCUCUGCAAAUGGGACUCUGAUUUUUUUGAUCGUCGUUCCUUGUCUGGGGACGAACGAUACCGCCUGAGACGCGCCAUCUAUCGAUAUUGGCUAUAUACGCAUGCUUUUCACACUCCGGCAUAUCCUCGCACCUCGCGUCGCAUCCCUCAACUCGUGGUCCAAAGAGUACAACUUCUUCACAAUUGGUCUACCAAAGAGCUCUUUGAGAUUGACGAUUUUCAAGCUACCCUGCGUGCUUUGAUUGGCUCUAGGAUUUGCCCCAGUGAUUCUGCAGUCCGCGCGAUUGGUCAUGGAGAUGGUGAAUAUCCCCAAACGAGUUCCGUCAAGCGGCCUCUUACUACCGCAGCUCAAGAUUUGUUCCACACUUCGAGAGAUGGACAUGUGGUUCAUAGACAAGAUAGACACCAUAUGAACGUUUUCAUGGGCUGGGGAGAUCCUGUAACGCAUUACUACAUCAUUGAGGACUUGUUGAAGUUGGAUCCAGAAGCAGUCCUGUGGCUAUACGACCAUUCUCAGAAGUGGCAAGUGGAAGGAUACCUUGACUCACUUGGGGAGUGGUUUUGCAACAAUGGUGAUACCUUUUCGGAGACAUUAACAUGUGUCAUACAGGGGCGAGAGAUUGAUCUUGUGGACAGGAUGGAUUCUUGUGUUGGAAUCAUAAAGAGAGAUUGUAGCCCAGAUGUCAAGUAG